AUGUCAGCCCGCAGUAAAGGUGGCGGAGGGCCAGCCUCGAGUGACGUUCAAGGGUCUGGAAAGUGCGGGGAAGCCUCCGAACCAAUUGGAAGCCAGUUUCAGUUCUCCGCCCCUCAAAUUCGAGGAGGCAGAUUGCAGAGUUGGGAGGAACAGCAGGCAUACGCCACAAAACCAGUGAACGCAAAGAAGCGGAAGACAGACAUAGGUUCAGCCUUUGGCUUGCACGGCGAUGAGCUCCUACAAGCGAUCGAAGAUGCCAUUGUGAAAGCUCUACGUGUGCCCCUGGGGCCUAACGCCACCACUGGCUGUACGGAAGACGUGCGAUCUCUCCGAGCAGAGGUGGAAGAGAUCAGGAAGGGGCAAACGCAACUCACGCAGCUCAUGAACACGGUGAUGACAGUGUUACGGGCACCAAGGCAGGAGACAGGAGCGAGUCCGCCCCUGUCAGGAAACAGUGCCUUCCCGAGAGGCACAGCGGAGACAUCCAACAAAAAAGCACGUCCACUAUCGGCGCAAGUGACGCAGCCCAGCUGGGCCAAUAUCACAGAAUCUGGAGCAGGCACUGGAUGGACUACGGUCACGAACGGUAAGAAAAAGUUGAAAAAACACCCUCGUGGCCAGCGCCGAGUACUCUUCGUCAGAAAUGUACAGUCGCAUGAUCGCGACCCUAGAGACAUUAUGUUUGAAGUGAACAAAGCCCUUGCUCAUUCGAGGGCCCAUGUGACGGUGAGAUUGACCCAAAUGGCAUACACGGGCAAGGGCAACUUGACAGGAGUGAUGAGCGAGAAUGCAUGCGCAGACGAGCUGCUCAGCUAUGCACCCGCCGUGAUGACUGCUGUGAAGAAGCUAGACCCUGAAGUUGCCUACAUGGAAAAGACGGAAAAGUGGCUAAAGCUGCGGGUGCACGGCGUCGCGCUGGAUCGCUACAUGGGUGAAGGCGGAAUGGAAGUAGCCCGAGAGGAGAUUGAACUGAUGACAGGUGAAAGGUUGCCUUACGCGCCGCGUUGGAUCAAAGGCGACACACUGGCUGAACGCUUCGACAGCGGGAGUAUCAAGAGGUCGACACUGGUCUUGACCGUGAAAAGCAAGAAGGCGGCGGAUGUGAUCCUAGCAAAGGGACUGUCCUUUGGAGGCAGACGCCACGAGGUAGAGAGGUUCUGGGAGCGAGGAGAAGGCAGAAUAUGCAUGCGCUGUUGUGGCCGAGACCACUUCGGCCAGUGUGGCGAAAUGCGCCAACUGCAAGGGGCCACACCCGGCAACAUCGAGAAGGUGCCCCGAAAGGAGAUCAAGUCACCAGAAUCGUCAGCGAAAGGUGAGCGAGAUGCGCAGCAGCCCGCCGGCGAUGGAAUCGGCAGCAGGGCAAGACGAUCUCUCCGAUCAUGGAGAUCAGGCAGAUAUCACAAUGACGCCUGCCGACCCAGGACAAGCCACUCAAGCACAGGCGAUCCCGACGUCUUCGGACAGGAACACACCAGAGCCACUGCCGCAGAGCCAACCGUCACCCCGACAAACAAGGGAACUCCGGCCAAGGACCAAACAGUUCGCGAGGGCGACCCAGAUCCUCAGCUCCAGCGACCCGACGCACAUCUGCACUGGAGGCGGCCGUGGAGCGAGGAGCCGAAGUGGUGUGCCUACAAGAACCAGUGUGCGAAGCGAGAGACAAGAGUAGCGCUAGCCAUCCGAAACGACGCACUAGACCGCUAUGUAUUUGAGGAGCGAACUGACCUGGUGGAUAGUCCGCAUAUUCAGUGCCUGGACGUCUGGGAGACAGUGAACCGCAGAAAAGCGCGACGGACGAGGCUGGUAAAUGUCUACAACAAAGCCAGAGUCCAAGGCGGCGGAUACACGAUGGACCACGUAGAUGUGUCGCGACUCAUCGAGGGCCGGACCAUACUCGCAGGCGACUUCAAUGCUCGCAGUCCCUUGUGGGAUCCGUGGGUGGCAGGUAGGCAGAACGCAGGGACGGUAGAGAGAUUGAUCGAGAAGCGUGAGCUCAUCAUCAACAAUAACGACCACCAGCCCACGAGGUGUGGGAAGAACUGUAGAUCGAUAAUCGACUUGACCUUGAGUACCCGCAGGGUCGGAGCACUGGUCACAUGGGAGAUCGACGAGUCACUGGCCACAACAUCCGACCACGAGGUAAUCGUCUUUGAGUGGGCACCACUCAACGCGGCCGUCGCGGAAAGGCAGAUAAACGCUUCGCAAAACUGGAACAUCAAUCGGCUUUGCUCAGACGAACAGGCCCUCGAAGCCGCAAGCGAACAUUGGCUUGAGUUGAGUGAAGGAAGGUCGCUGAUCAAUGCGUGGGACACGUCACCGACAGAACUGGAAGCCGAAGCACUGUGGAUCCAAGACAGCCUACGAGCUGUACUGGACAGACAUGCCGCUGGCAGAGCGCCGAGACCACGAUCGAAGCACUGGUGGACGGAAGAGAUCAAACAGCAGAGAAGGCUGUUUGGGAGCGCUAGACGUGCUUACAAUGACGGCCGCACUAGCUUCGACGAGUACCGUCGGGUGAGAAACGACUAUUACACACACAUCCGGAAAGCCAAGAGACUGGCUUGGGAGCGCUUUCUUGAGGGCGUCUUCCCGACCGACGAAAGCUCGAAAUUGGCGUCUGAUCCCGCAAGAUGCUGGCAAGCGCUCAGAUAUACGAAACCUCAGGUGCCGUCGCACACACCGGCGAUCAAGGUAGCAAGCAUUGACGGCCAGCCGGACAAGAUUGCAUCGACAGCCGAGGAGAAGGAGGGGAUCUUCAUGGCGCAGGCAUUCCCACCCCAAGUCGUGGACAACGAGGACAUUCAGAUCCCAGACACGAGUGCUGGCGUGAGUGUCAAGCAAGUCCGCGAAGCUCUGUUCACUCAGUCGGUCAACAAAGCCCCCGGUCUGGACGGGAUCGGCUUCAAAGUGCUAAGACUCCUAUGGCAAUGGGCGGAAGACCGUGUGGUAGCUCUUGUACAAGGGUGCAUAAGGACAGGGUUCCAUCCCUACACGUGGAAGACCGCGAAGGGAGUUCUGCUGCGGAAGCAAAACAAACCCACGUACAGCGUCGCGAAAGCGUACCGGGUGAUCAGCCUCCUCAACUGUCUCGGAAAAGUGGUGGAGAGGGCGGUAGCAAUUUGGAUCGCAUCCUACUGUGAGACAAAUGAAGUCUUCCAUCGAGGGCAGUUCGGCUGCCGUCGGGGGAGAGGGACAUCAGAUGCGGUGGCUCAGCUGGUCGCAAAGGUCGAGAAUGCAUGGAGCCAAAAGCGCAUUGCACUCGCUUUACUCCUUGAUGUCAAAGGUGCGUUUGACAGGGUCAACAAGCAGAAACUCCUGCUGCGGAUGAUACAAGUCGGGAUGGCCGGCAACAUCGUGCGAUGGGUGAACUCGUUCCUAUCAGACCGUCGAGCCAUGUUGGUGAUUGACGGAAGGACGGGCGAGACCCGCAGCAUUCAAGCUGGCCUGCCGCAAGGAUCACCGAUAUCACCGGUGCUGUUCAUCUUAUCAGUGAGCGCAAUGUUCCAGUGGCUGGAGGACAGACACAUGAAGCUCCAGGCCAUCUCGUUCGUGGACGACAUCGGGCUAGUGACAGAAUGUGAUGACGUGGAAGAAGGCGCGAGGAAGCUCGAGCAUAUCGCCAGAGAUGCAAUACAAUGGGGAUCGGACAAUAAAGCCGAUUUCGAGGUCAGCAAAACCGAAGUACUCGUCUUCAGCAGGCGUCGAGGGAUUCUACAAGCAACAAAAGAUGCAGCCAUCCGCAUCGGAGAGCAGACCUUCACCGUCAAGCAAGAAGCGACAAAAUGGCUGGGCUUCUGGCUGGAUUCGAAGUUGUCGUUCAAGACGCACUUCGAAAACAGGAUCGCAAGUGCCAAAGGAGCCCUCCAGCGGGUAUCCAGUCUCAGUAGAAGCAAUGGCGGCUUGUCGGCCGACUUGAUGCGGAGAGUGGUCGUGGCCGCUGUCACCUCCGUGGCGUUGUACGGGUCAGAGAUCUGGUGGAGAGGCCAGAAAGACCGAGUGAAGAAAGUACAGCUGCUGCUGAACAGCCAAGCGAGAGCCAUCACAGGGCUGUUGACAUCGACCCCUCUGGCCUUUCUUCGGACGGAAUCGUGCCUGCCCACCGCACAAGACCUUCUCGACCGUCGCCAGACGUCGUUCGCGGUGCGGGCGCUCAAUGCGAAUGGAGAUCAUCCAACGCACCAGCUCCUGCCCGCCAAUUUCCGUCUCGGCGAGCUUUAUAGACACGAAGGAGCAACGGGUCAGCCGUCUAGCAUUGGAUGGAUGAGAGCAGAAAAGACACACCGAUCGUUCGGAAGCAGACUCGCACAGCAGGUAGCGAGGCACGUCAGCUACGACACCGAGUACGGAUUCGAGCUGCCUCGCAAGGUGGACUCACCUACAACAAGCCCAGUGAUCCGGACCCAAGGCUACUCGCAGAUGCCGCAAAGAAUGCAACCCGACAAUCCGCAGCAACUAACACUGUUCGUGAGCACAACUAAGGAUGUUAGUUUUGGUCUGGGGAUCGCAUGGAGAGAAUGCCGUGCGUGGAAGACCAAAAUGUCAUCGCUGGGUAAUCACAUCACAACAGCCGACGCGGCGAUAGUUGCGAUCAGCAUGGGUGCGAAGAACCUCAUCCCGAUACUCUCGAGGACGAAUCACCUCCGUGCCGAGAUUGUUACGGAGUCGCGGGUUGCAUUGGCCGCCAUUCAGAGCAGCGAGCAAUGGACACCGCCAGUCGUCACCGGUAUCAAAAGACACGCACACGGUGUCGAAGAAGCAGGAGGCCGAGUGGUUUUGACGUGGCUCUCAAAUUGCGAAGAUGUUGAGGGCUACAAGAUAGCCCGAGCCGCGGCACAACGAGCGGCAAAGCAACAACCCAAAGAGAUGCGAUCAGCCUCGCUGUCGUACGUGAAACAAGCCAUUAAGGAGAGGUGGAAGCCAACUGCCAAGAUGAACAAACACAUCGAAGAUGCGAGGAAGUCAGUUGCAGCUCGAUACCUGCAGCUCAAGUCCGGUCAUGCUGUCACGGGAGCUCACCUGCUAAGGAUCGGCAAAGUCGAGGACGCACAGUGCUGGUGGUGUGGCGAGAGCAGUCAAACCGUCGCUCACCUCUUGCUGGAGUGCCGGAAGUGGCGAAGGCAGCGGGACACUAUGCUGCGGAAGCUGCGCGCGAGAAAGCUCUCGAUCAGCAGACGGCGAAACCUAGCAGACCUGAAGACAAUGUUCGCAAAUAAAACUAUCAUAGAGGUCCUUCAAUUUAUUGAAAACACAGAAGUGGGCAAGAAGCCGGUUGGAGAUGCCAACAAGAAUGACUCGUGGGACAUCGAACGUUUGGAUCGGAGUGCAGAUGAGGAAGACAGGAUGUUGGAGGACGGAAGGGGCUAA
Molecule: messenger RNA, 5364 nt
Organism: Metarhizium album ARSEF 1941
Lineage: Eukaryota; Fungi; Ascomycota; Sordariomycetes; Hypocreales; Clavicipitaceae
Product: reverse transcriptase
Exons: 4
Coding region: 1-5364 (1787 amino acids)
Molecular function (GO): catalytic activity
Source: RefSeq, a predicted model, not a curated record